This is a messenger RNA of Pelmatolapia mariae (spotted tilapia), 2557 nucleotides long. It is a transcript of the gene tbl1xr1a, whose product is annotated as TBL1X/Y related 1a. The record is from RefSeq and is a predicted model, not a curated record. Lineage: Eukaryota; Metazoa; Chordata; Actinopteri; Cichliformes; Cichlidae. Bases 403 to 1950 code for a protein of 515 amino acids. The transcript has 16 exons. Gene Ontology annotation, cellular component: histone deacetylase complex. Gene Ontology annotation, biological process: regulation of transcription by RNA polymerase II. Gene Ontology annotation, molecular function: transcription corepressor activity; protein binding.
CCGUUGGCUGCUACUGAACCGUUUGGCUCUUUUCUCUACUAGCGAGCAAACCUACAAUCUAGACCCAACUGUACAUCCAGCUCAUUUUUAAGGGGAUUUAUCACUAUAUAUGCCCGUGUUUCCAAAACACAUCGGUCAUUGGGGAUUCCUAGCCCCGCUUGGCCGGGUCUGAAGGCAGUUAUAACGCUUUUUUCGAGGUGUAAUUAGAGCUAGAAAACAACGGUGGUGGAGGAGAUUCCAUAUUAGGAGCACAGAGGAGAAGGCACCCCCCUUGUGUGAUUUGGAGCUUUUGGUUCUGAGCACAUGGUACAAGGUCCUGACUGAAUACACUGGUGGUGCAAACAGACUUACUGCUGUGGCUAGGUGUGUGUGUGCUGACCUCAUGGUGUAACAGGAGUAAAGAUGAGCAUUAGCAGUGAUGAGGUCAACUUCCUGGUCUACAGAUACCUACAGGAGUCAGGGUUCUCCCACUCAGCAUUUACCUUUGGCAUAGAGAGCCACAUUAGCCAGUCCAACAUCAAUGGUGCUCUGGUUCCCCCUGCUGCCCUGAUCAGCAUCAUCCAGAAGGGCCUGCAGUACGUGGAGGCUGAAGUCAGCAUAAAUGAGGAUGGCACGCUAUUUGACGGCCGGCCCAUUGAGUCCCUGUCCCUGAUCGAUGCGGUGAUGCCGGACGUCGUUCAGACGAGGCAGCAGGCUUACCGGGACAAAAUGGCCCAGCAGCAGGCUGCAGCUUCAGCGCCGGCGUCGACCACUGGGGGCACUAUCCCUGGCAAUGCCAAGAACGGAGAGAAUACUGCCAAUGGGGAGGAGAAUGGAGCCCAUGCCUUAGCAAAUAAUCAUGCAGACCUGAUGGAAGUGGACGGCGAUGUAGAGAUCCCUCAGAACAAAGCCAUGGUCUUGAGGGGCCAUGAGUCAGAAGUCUUUAUUUGUGCCUGGAAUCCAGUCAGCGAUCUGCUGGCAUCAGGGUCUGGCGAUUCGACGGCUCGUAUUUGGAACCUGAGUGAGAACAGUACAAGCAGCUCCACACAGCUGGUCCUGAGGCAUUGCAUACGAGAGGGAGGACAAGAUGUCCCCAGCAACAAAGACGUCACCUCACUAGACUGGAAUAGCGAGGGCACACUGUUAGCGACGGGCUCUUAUGACGGCUUUGCCAGAAUAUGGACAAAAGAUGGUAACCUGGCCAGUACUCUCGGCCAGCACAAAGGUCCCAUCUUUGCCCUUAAGUGGAACAAAAAAGGCAAUUUUAUCCUGAGCGCAGGCGUAGACAAGACAACAAUCAUAUGGGAUGCCCAUACAGGAGAAGCCAAACAACAGUUUCCUUUCCACUCAGCUCCAGCACUUGACGUGGACUGGCAGAGUAACAACACGUUCGCCUCCUGUAGUACAGACAUGUGCAUCCACGUCUGUAAACUGGGGCAGGACCGACCCAUUAAAACAUUCCAGGGACACACAAAUGAAGUAAAUGCAAUCAAGUGGGAUCCCACAGGAAACCUCCUAGCCUCCUGCUCAGAUGACAUGACGCUGAAGAUCUGGAGUAUGAAGCAGGACGCCUGUGUCCACGACCUGCAGGCACACAGCAAAGAAAUCUACACCAUCAAAUGGAGUCCCACUGGCCCUGGAACAAACAAUCCCAGCGCUAACCUCAUGCUAGCCAGCGCAUCAUUUGAUUCCACCGUCCGUCUUUGGGACGUGGAUAGAGGCAUCUGUAUUCACACGCUGACCAAACACCAGGAGCCCGUCUACAGUGUGGCUUUCAGCCCUGAUGGUCGCCAUCUGGCUAGCGGCUCCUUUGACAAAUGCGUGCACAUCUGGAAUACACAGACGGGAGCUUUAGUCCACAGUUACAGAGGGACAGGGGGAAUCUUUGAGGUUUGCUGGAACGCAGCGGGGGAUAAAGUGGGAGCCAGCGCAUCAGACGGAUCUGUGUGUGUAUUAGACCUUCGGAAAUAGUGCUGCCGUUUGUUGGAAGCCAUGGACCGACCAUGAAUGUGUACAUAGCCAAAUGACUGUCCCUGCCUGCCCUGCCCUGCGUACUGCUCACGCUUACGACUUCGGCCCCGCUCACCGACAGACAGGAAGCAGGGAACAGGAACAGGAAUCAAGCACCCGACACAGCAGGUCCAGACACAGGGGUGAACAGACGGACGGUCAGACACAGAUGGAUAAACGUGCUGAUGGAAGCGGCCCUCUCUGUCUGCGCAGACUCUUAAAGAGAUGCAGGAGGGACACGGCGAAAAAAGAAAAAGGAAAAAAACAAAACAAAACAAAAACACACACAAAAAAAAAAAAAAUCAAAAAAACAAAACUGAUAGACAAAAAAAAAAAAAAGAAGUUACAGAUCCGUAUAUGUACCAAAAUUUGGAAGCUGUUUUGCUUUUUUCGAUCUUUAAACCAUGCUCAUCGUCAUCAAAAUGAAAAAGUAUGAAAAAAGUGUUGAUCUUUGUUACUAGUCGGAUCUCAUCGUGCGGACAUAUCUCCACCACAAAAAUAGGAUGGCACUUAGUUUUUUUUAAAUUUCAGAACUCUCGUUUCAAUGUUUUUAUAUUUUCUAUCUUUG